AUGGGUCCAAAGCAUAGUGCUUCUAAAAGAGCUCCCAAGAGGCAAAAGAAAGUGAAGACCUUACAAGAACAGGUCGAAUUAUUAGAUAUGCUUCGUGCAGCGAAGUCAGCUGCUGCGGUUGCUCGCCAUUACGGCGUCGCCAAGUCGACCACACCUGUACAAGCACUGGCAGAGAUGGACAAUCUGCAGAAAUGGCGGCUUAUCCUUCCCCGUGCUUUUGGUUUCAUGGCUUGGAUUCAGAAGAUGACUGUGAGCUGGACGGCAUUGCUCACUUUGUCGUAUUUUACAUAUUUGCUUUUGGGAGCUACAAUUUUUCAGCUGCUGGAGAGAGAGGCUGAAAGCAACAACCGGAACCACUUUCAGCUGGAGAAGCUAAACUUCCUGGCCAACUACACCUGUCUGGACCGACCAGCUUUGGAAAAGUUUGUUACGGUGAUACUGGAUGCUUGGGAAAAUGGGGUGAAUCCCUCUGGAAAUUCCACUAAUCCAAGCAACUGGGACUUCAGCAGUUCCUUUUUCUUUGCAGGGACAGUAGUUACUACUAUUGGUUACGGGAACCUUUCCCCCAGUACCAUGUCAGGACAGGUCUUCUGUGUAUUUUAUGCUCUGUUUGGGAUCCCUCUAAAUUUGGCCUUUCUCAACCACCUGAGUAAAUGCCUGACCCUUCACCUACAGCGCCUGGAGCGGGGCGUGAUCUCAGCCGUACCGCGGAAGAAAUUUGCUGAGGUCCUGGUGGUUGGGCUGUUCCUGAUAACUGGCAGUGUUCUAUUCCUGGUCAUCCCUCCUUUGACCUUCAGCUAUGUGGAAGGCUGGACGUACUGUGAAGCAUUCUACUAUGCUUUCAUAACGCUCAGCACCAUUGGGUUUGGAGACUAUGUAGUUGGUACUGACCCAGACAAACAGUACAUUACUGUGUACCGCAGCUUGGCAGGUGUCUGGAUAAUCUUUGGCCUGGUCUGGCUUGCCCUCAUUCUUAAUGUCGGCACCAAGGUCAUGGAAAAUAUUCUAGCUCUUAAAGAGCCUUCAACCAAUGUCACAGACGAGAUAAAACUUCCCUACAGAAGAAAAGAAGAGGAAGGCUGUCAGAAGGCUGUUCAGAGAGUCUAG
Molecule: messenger RNA, 1107 nt
Organism: Chanos chanos (milkfish)
Lineage: Eukaryota; Metazoa; Chordata; Actinopteri; Gonorynchiformes; Chanidae
Product: potassium channel subfamily K member 16-like
Exons: 7
Coding region: 1-1107 (368 amino acids)
Biological process (GO): potassium ion transmembrane transport; stabilization of membrane potential
Cellular component (GO): plasma membrane
Molecular function (GO): outward rectifier potassium channel activity; potassium ion leak channel activity
Source: RefSeq, a predicted model, not a curated record